CCUUUAAUCCUAUGGAAUAAUUUAGGGCCAUGAAUGCGCGAGCGCUUUAUAAGCGACCGCCGCCAGUCAGCUCAUCUCAGUCUGAAGCGGCUGGAAAGUGGAGAGCCUACUAGUCUAUCUACAAUAGUUUUUAUAGUCGUAACAUUUUUUCCUAGUUUUUAACCAGAUGAUGGCGUCUAAGAUGAAGGAUCGCAAGAAAACUCCUGUUUCUCACAAGGUCAUUGAGAAAAGAAGAAGAGACCGAAUCAACAGAUGUCUAAACGAGCUGGGAAAGACAGUUCCUAUGGCAUUGGCUAAACAGAACUCUGGGAAACUCGAGAAAGCAGAAAUCCUGGAAAUGACGGUGCAGUAUCUGCGCGCGCUCCACUCCGCAGACUUCCCGCGCGGGAGAGAAAAAGGAGAACUGCGGGCAGAGUUUGCAAAUUACUUUCACUUCGGCUAUCACGAGUGCAUGAAGAACCUCGUUCACUACCUGACCACCGUGGAGCGAAUGGAGACCAAAGACACCAAAUACGCACGCAUCCUCGCGUUCUUGCAGUCCAAAGUCGUUUCCGAGCCCGUGUUUGGCUCGUUGGGCACCAUCUCACCAGACCCUACGGACCUUCUGUGCCAGCUGGAGUACCAGAGUCCAAGUCCAACCGAGUCAGUGUUUCAGCAGAGCCCUCCCGGACACUUUUCCUGGCACAACUCGGCGCGGAGCCCCACGCUCGCGUAUCCAGCGAUGUCUCAGCACAGCGGAUACUUAUCACCGGUUCAGGGACUCGAUCAUCAUUACAUGAACUUCAUCGGGCACUCACACCCCAAUGCCUUCAGCUUAUACAAUGCACAACACGCUGCUCUGUAAAUACUUCUGCAGAUGUCCUUAAUUUAUAUAUGUGUACAUGCUUUAUUUUAAUA
This is a messenger RNA of Cyprinus carpio (common carp), 897 nucleotides long. RefSeq names its product hairy and enhancer of split-related protein helt-like. The record is from RefSeq and is a predicted model, not a curated record. Gene Ontology annotation, cellular component: nucleus. Lineage: Eukaryota; Metazoa; Chordata; Actinopteri; Cypriniformes; Cyprinidae. Gene Ontology annotation, biological process: regulation of transcription by RNA polymerase II; regulation of neurogenesis; anterior/posterior pattern specification. Gene Ontology annotation, molecular function: protein dimerization activity; RNA polymerase II cis-regulatory region sequence-specific DNA binding; DNA-binding transcription factor activity, RNA polymerase II-specific.